AUGACUACCUACCUCUUCAAUCACCUCUUCAACUGGAAUGAUGGUCCAGAAUAUCCAAAUGCGCCGGCAUGGACCUCGAUACUGCUACGCCAAGACAAUGAAGCGGAGCUAUCAACGGCAUCUGUCCGCGCUUUAGCUACGGUCUAUUUUGCCAAGGUCAACAAACAACACCAGCUGAUGCGAAAGGGCGUAUGCUUCUAUUCUUCUGCUCUUCGGACUCUGCAGGCAAAACUUCAGCGUCAAGACCAGGCCGUGGGCGAUGAUGUCUUCGUUGCGAUCAUUUGUCUCGCUAUAUAUGAGUUGAUAACCCUUACCCAACCCAAAGCCUGGCUUUCUCAUUAUGAAGGACUGGCUAGACUGUGUAUUGGAUAUAUUGUGGAGCGAAAACGAUGUUUCCUCGAAGAUCUCGCCUGGAAAACUAUACCGUGGGCCGAACGAGGUCUUGAUUCAAAAACACCCACGGACUUGCUGCAUGAUAUUAUGUGCGAUGUUCCCGGUAUAUUACAGGACCAAAGCGAGGCCAUAUUACAGGAUCAUAAUGCCCCCGGCAACGCAGAGCUUACAUCCGGCUUUGUACCAAAAGUACUCUCGACCCUCGAAGCCCUGUACUCCUGGCGCUGGGAUUGGGAAGCACAAUUCCCGAACUCGACAUUCAUCACCCAACCGCCCGACUACAUAUAUUCGGGUGUAUCAUCUCUACCGCCAAGUCCAUUUCAAACGGUGAUCUGGUUCCGAGAUCCACACCGUGCCGUCGAGCUCAUCGUUUACAAUGCAUUGCGUCUCAUUCUCAUAAGAUCUCUUCAGAUAGCAGGCGUUGAUCCGGAUCAUGCUCGACUUGAAGGCUCCAAUGACCCGCUGCUCCCAAUGCAGGGGAACAGAAAUGACAUAGCAACCGAGAUAUGUCGGAUGGUCGAUUACCAUCUGCACUGUUUGAGAAGCACUGGGGCGUUCAUGCUGUUGUUCCCUCUUAACGUUGCUUAUAUACACUUGGACGAGACAUCGACUCAGUCUCGGCAUUGGCUGGAUAGAGUCAUGGCGAAUAUAGCUGACUCGCAUGGCUUUGAAGUUGGCAGGUCGGAGAAUAUGCCCAGGAAAUGGGCCGAUGUUCGUGGCGGGAUGUGA
Penicillium soppii is the source of this 1122-nucleotide messenger RNA. RefSeq lists its product as uncharacterized. The record is from RefSeq and is a predicted model, not a curated record. NCBI's taxonomy places the organism in Eukaryota, Fungi, Ascomycota, Eurotiomycetes, Eurotiales, Aspergillaceae. The transcript is spliced from 2 exons. Bases 1 to 1122 code for a protein of 373 amino acids.